CUGUCUUUGGAUAUUUUGUACCUUUCUCAUCUCCUCUGUUUAUUUGUAACAUAGAAUGGAAUUGGAUCGCGCUGCCAAUAUAUGCCAUGCUACCCAUGUGCAGGCCACAUAUGCAAUCCUGCAGUUAUCCUAUCUGUAAUAGACUCAUGUUCAUUCCAGUAACCCUGAGAGAAUGAGUUGUGCCGACUCAUCAUAAGUUUGUUAAGCUGCUCGAGACGCUACUUUUCUCAACCACUACUGCGAGGCAGAGUUUCAAGGAUCAACCGAGCCCCAAUAAAUGUCUUUUUGUCAAAGUGAUCGGUCGAUUUUACAAAUCUGUCAGGUCUUUUUGUCUAUCGUGAAAAGCUAAAAAUGUAUUUAGUCAUCAUCCGGUGAAAAGGUAGACUGUCCUUCGCAUGGCACUAGUCUUUUACUACACCAACUCUACGUGGCUAUUGUCGUCGGCUCCUGCAGCCGCUUUAUUAUACCUGCAUUUGGACCAUGUGGAAACUGAAUUUCACUGCUUGUUUUCUGUAUGAUAUGCCCAAAGUGUUUCCGUAAUUGUGCAACGGUAACGUGUUGGCCCACUAAACCUAGAAACACAGCGGAAUGGGCUAAAUUCAACAGCAGGGGUAGGUAAACACACUUCAUUCCGUCUUUGGGGUUAACCAUUUAAAGCAAUGCCUAACACCAAUAGUCAGACUGGAUAUGGAAGCUCAAAACAUUUACUGAUGCGGAAAGUUCUCAUAUACAGAGGAAGCGUUCAUUCCAUCCAACAGUGCACAGCUGGCGCCACCGUCGCCCGUGGAGCGAUCGAGCGAACCAGUUCGUAUAGUUAUCCACUUAGCGCUCAUUGAAUGACACAUCGUUCUUUACACAGCUCAAAAGCAAAAGAUCAGGUAGGGUAGAACGCAGAAACAUCAGCAUCAACCCAGCGGCAGGCGUAGAAUGCCAACGGGAGAGAGACGGACUGAACAGAGAGAGAGAGAGGUUCGCCGUUGCCGUCAUCACCAUUCUCUCCCGCAGCACUAGCAGUACCAGUUCGUAGCAGACAACGCCAGCCCAAGGAGAAAAGAGGCGCACUGUGGCCUAGCCGUCGACGCCCGUUUAUGACGGCUAUCUUCUGUUCCAAGCGUCUGGUUUGCUUAAAGCAGCUUUCUGCAUAGCCGCCGUCACCACCACCACCACCGCCACCGCCACCAUUGCCACUGUGUUAGUCAUUAUUCGUCUGCGGCCGUGUUCGUCUGCUAAAACUUGGUGCUGGCUGACAACUGCCGACGCCGCAGCAGCGGUUGCCGCUGCUUCUGCAGUUAUUCUAGGAACGACUCGAGCGCCUUCGUGUCCAGCCGUAUCAGCAGAGAACAGCGGAAAAAGCAGCAGGCAAAAAGUUAAUCGUCGUCGUCGUCGUCGUCGUCGUCGUCGUCGUCGCCGCCGCCGCCGCCGCCGCCUGUGCUGCUGCUGUGUUGAUUGUGACUGAGGGUCUGAGCGAUGGUGGGAUUAAUCGAGCAUGGGAGCGACAGUCAAGUCGACUACUGGCGACUGGUGCCAGCGGGUGAGUGAAUCGGGUCGUGUUCUCGUUAUUCGGCGGCGGCAAGACUAAGCUGCUAUCGUUACCAUCGCUUCGGUUGUAGAUUCGCGGCCGAUGUGUUGCCGUCUGUAGCAAUUUCGCGACUGUUAGUCGGAUCACCGACGGGCGCCUGACUCGUUUUGUCGGGUACCGUCAUCGUUUUCUGGUAGCAGGUUGUCGUCGUCGUCUUCGGCUGUUUCUCUGCCACCGUUGCUGGCGCUCGUGAAAUGAACUGGAUUGCAAUAGUCAUCGCCAGUGACGGCUACGGUGGUCGAUGGUUGCUUUAAUCGUCCUCGGUAGUGUCGCUGCUGCCGCCGCGGCGCUGAGGCUGGUCGUUCAAACACGGUGCUAGCCUGGCCAAAAGCAGCUGCAGUAACGAGUAGGACAUAGCGAAUAUUCGAUGGUACGAAAGCUGCCACUGAGGCCAACUAACUAUUACGACUACAAAAGUCUUUGCUACGCAUCAUCGUCCGUGUUGAUGGUUCGACUCUCUACGUAUGUGUGCGUGUUAAACAAGUGAAAUAGAAUACGUACAGCUGCGGGCCGCUAUCGUGCAGUAUCGAGUGUUGCUGCGAGUUGGACGAUGUUGUCGUUGCGACUGACCGUAUCCUCAGGGAUCUCAUCUGGUCAGUAGGUGCUUUGUGUGUCGUUUGCUGGGAUUGUUCCAGUAAACGGUAGUUUGGUUAACGUAAACAAAGUGGAGAUACCAUUGUAGAGCUGUGAGUGACGAAACAAAAAAGAGAAAAAGUGGGUGAAAAGUGUGUUUACUGCUGACUGCGCGCGACAAUAUCACAGCCGAUCCCAUCAAAGCACCGCUGGAGGCUCAUCGAUUAAUUGCAAUUAAUGUUCAAAUACGUUAUAGUAGGUUGGUUAACAGAACGUAUUUUCUACGCCGUUUUGAGAGCAAACAGGUUCUGCAAUCAGCAACCGGUUAUCGGCUUAAUUAAUCGGUCCGCUUCCAGGUUGACGCACUCGCUUAGCACCUACGCCGUGCGGAAGAGGCGUGUGCCUGUUCGGCGCCGGCUUGUGCCCUAGGUUUUGCCAACCCAUCCCUACGUACAAGCCCCUGAAUCGAGAACAGAUUUCGGAUCGUACACUGUCCCUCAACUGGCAGUGAAUGUGCGAGUAAAUUCGUUUUCUUUUAUAUUAUUUCAGACCUGACUUCAGGUCUAAGCGAACUGGUUUUUCCCGCAACACCAUCCGAUUCGCGUUAUCGAAAAGAUUCUUUCGCUCCUCAAAAGUUUUUCUUCUAGUCUAUCAGCGCUUGCGUAGGAGGAAGUCUUUCCCAUUAUUGGUCCUUUAGUGCUGGCUCGACCUUCCGCUGGAAACUAGUCACUUCAUUCCUUCAAGCAGUCGUCGUUGCCCUAAACUAAGCACAAUACGUAACUCUAUAUGAGCAGUGUCUCUGCCCUUUGACGCAUACGAAACAAAAAGCCCAAACCAGUCGCGUGGUUGCCGCAGCCAAAAAUCCGUUAGCAGCUACACUAUAUAACACCAGAGGAGAUCUAUAAAAGGGUCAUCCACUGUAAAGUGUCUGCACGCAUACAAGAAGGGCACAGUAAAAUCUACGGUACCGCGUUUCGAUCGCCAUAGCGCAUUUGUACAGAGGGAAAGCUAGAACUUGCUUGUUCGCGCGUCAGCCAAGCAUAAAGGCAUAUCCUGUUGAUAAUACAAUUUGCCGGCAUUUAGUGGCUUACUGAUAAAACUUCCAAUUCGAGAUCUUUGCUUUAACGACAUGCGACUCUUGCAAGAUCGAUGUCAGUACGAAAUUUAAAUGGAAUUAUUACAUUUGUUGGGUUUUCGGCAAAAUUUUAAUUAAAUUAAAAAUAAUUAAAAAUAGGCCGCCUGUUUUUCCUAUCCGCUGAACCUGUACCCCUAUCUAGAGCGCCUCUGAUGUCUGCUUCACAGAAGGAUUGAACAACAAAACUAUUCCUCACUAGCGGCAGUUUACCUCCAGACCGUGGGACCCAGUCUUUCUUUGUCGUUUGUGAAAUCGAUAUAGUGUGGUCUUCCCUGGGAGAUUUUACGCGUACGCGUACAUCUAUGUGUGACUUGCCAUUUGGAUUACAUAACAUUUAUGGACAAUAGUUAAGCAAUUAUUCGAAGUGUCAACCCCACCAAGAAGCGCCGGUGUCUAUUGAGUGCCUGCGGCUAAAGAUCAAGCCAGUGAAUUAAGGAAGCAGGAACUUGCUGUUGGCUCAACAGAGUUGAGCGACAGAGUCGAAGUAGAAUACGCAAAAAAAGGAUAAGAAAGAAAUCAGAAGAUCACGAGGUCGUCCAAGCGAGAAAAUCGAAUAACAGGCAAGGGACCGGCCGCGCGCAUCAGAGAAGUGCGAAUUUGUAGCCAUCUUUUCGCCGUUCCCGAAAGUUGAAGAAGGGAAAGGUCGCUUUGUGUUCGUCGAUUGUGCGUUAUUCGUUGUUGUUGUUGAUCGUGGUGGUUCUUGCUGAAGUCGGAAAUACGGUGGACAUCGUUUCAGCUCGUGAAUAACUGAAUUAUCAAAAUGUGUGCCACUUUCGACCCACAUGAUCGGAACAGUGGCCUCUGACGCAAUCUCAACGAGCACAUUAUCUAAGUUGGUUCUUCGGGCCAAUGUCUCGACAGGAAGCAAUCGAACUUCUACAACGCGAAUCAGAGCCAGGAGUAUUUCUCGUGCGAAACUCGAACACCAUUCAAGGAGACCUCGUCCUAUGCGUUCGCGAGGAGACCCGAGUAUCACACUACAUCAUCCACAAAGUUUCGCAAGGAGUUCAGACCCGUUUCAAAAUUGGCGAGCAGAUGUUCCCUGAUAUGCCGGCCCUGCUACACUUUUACCGUAGCCAUUACCUCGACACAGCGCCCCUGAUACGGCCAGCAGCGAAACCUAGAGAAGCUGCAGAGAGGGUCCGCGCACGAUUCGACUUCAAUGGCAGCGGUGAUACGGACGAUCUUCCGUUCCGAAAGGGUGAAGUAUUGACGGUCAUUUCAAAGGACGAAGACCAGUGGUGGACAGCAAGAAACUCUCUUGGACAGACGGGCCAGAUACCCGUUAAUUACAUCGAGAAGCUGGAGGACGGUGCCCUGAUCGCCGGAGGCUUAGGAGGCAAUCCGAUGGGCGCCUCAGGGGGCGUAGUCAACGGAAACAUCACGGGACAUCUUCCUCCACCGUUGACUACCCCACCAGCGCCGCCGCAACCGCCAUCGAACAACGGAGCUUCGAUAGGAACUGGACCAGGUCCAAACGGCUCUUCUAGUAACAUCCGUUAUACGACGCCGCAGGUCAGUGGCACUAACGUGCCGGCAAAUAACGGUCAAGCGCAAAACGCAGCAGGACUCCCAGGAAUAAAUGGAGCGAGUGGCUGCAGCGCAAACGUAGCCAGCGGGGGUACUCUAAAUGGCCAGCGCAACAGCCAAGAACGGAAACUUCCCGCAAAGGCGCGCGUCAAACAGGCCCGCGUCCCAAACGCCUACGAUAAGACGGCACUUCGUCUCGACAUCGGCGACAUUAUUUUGGUGACAGCGAUGCACAAAAAUGGUCAAUGGGAAGGUGAGCUUCGUGGCAAGACCGGACAUUUUCCCUUCACGCACGUUGAAUUCCUUGAAACUGGCGAAGAGGAAGAUGCAUCCUGAACAGGAUCUGCUAGAACGGCGAUGUCAACGGUCAACCGAGUCCAUACGGACCCCUAUGCAACACCGUCUUGCCGGCAACUUUGACGUCCUUGUUAAUUAUGACGAUAUCCACUAAGGAGCCACAGAGCUAAAACGACUCAUCCGAGAACUGUCCACACAGAUUUGUUGCAUCCUCUUACAAUAGAACUAAUACGAACAGCACAAGUCGAACACUAUGAGGACAUAGCCACCAGUUACACCUGAUGAGAACAUGGGGGUGACAUACAUUACAUCUAAUCGGCAUGGUUAUUAUGAUACAAGAUGGAUCUAAGGCCAAUCUGGGUUCGGUUAAAAGCAACAGGGAAGCCUCAGUAAUGAUAAAAGUGCUGCAGUGCAGAGUGACUCAUGUCAAUUACGUAUUUAUCGGUUUGAUAGGUCGCAGUAAUCAAUUGCGACCAAACGACAAUUAGGCUAGAUCUUUGAGAUGCUAAACAGAAAAACAAAGGUGAGACAGGACUUUGGCAGCCUUCAAUGACGUUGAAAUAAGGAUGCACCAUCGAAUAUUGUUGUAAAAGGGGAGGCGGAUUGAAUGUAAGAACCGCUGAUUGAGGUAGAUUUGUCGUCGCUCGUGAGCUAACAUGAGGUCGUGCCGGAAAGGCAUAUGGGCCAGUUGGGAAGAACCACAUUUUUCAAUAUCGGGGGAUCCGUUGCCACUUAACCAAUUGUGUAUAGUUAAUUGUGAAUAUGCAAGUUUAUAUGCGGCGCCGCUGGUAAUAGAUUAAUUAUUAUAUACAGCUAUAUACAUAUAUCUAUUGAGUGCUAGCAAUAAAAAUAAAACUAAAUAUAAUAUGAAUGAUGGUAAUAAUGGCGACUGAUGCCAAGAAGAUGCGAACAGUCGUGAUAAUACGGGACGUGACUAGCUGACCGUGAACACGAGCUGCUUGGAACAUCUAUAUCGCAAAGAGGCGAUACGUAGGCCCUUAAAGACGGUUAGAAGACAAACAGGCUAUUUUAAACGCACGAAUCCAAACAAAUCGAGUCAACUAAUAAUAAGUCAGUGAAAAUGAAAUUAGGAUGUAGAAUAAGUAGUUAGACUAUGAAACAGCAACAUAUACGCCAACACCAAUAGCGAUACUAACGACUAGCUUUGCGAAGACACAAAAAACAUGGAAAAAUGAUCUGUUUAUAUGAAAUGGCGUACGCGUGUAAUGAGACAGCAAAAAAAAAAAAAGACAAAGCCAACGCCGUAAGAAAUACCCAAGAACAGCGUCUGACGUGAAACGACACGCAGAGAGGAGGCGGGGGGGAGGGGGUCUAGAAAUUAGGAAUAUAUAUAAACGUACGUGUAGAUGUCAAAAGCACUCACAGUGUGUCGUCCACAAGGAUGGCUGUGUAUGAAUCACUAAUUAAAACAACUGGUGAUGUAGGAAGAUAAAAGAGGAACGUUGGAAGUUCGCGCGUGGAAGACAUACGUGCAGGCACGAAACACGAAUCGCUUCGCCAUAUAGAGUAGACGGUAGGAACGAAACACACAGAGUGCUAUAAAUAGCUAGAUAGAGCGAUAUUUAGAUAUGGACACGAGAAAGGAGCAAAAAAAAUGAAUAAAUAAUGCGGACAAUUGAACGAUAAAAAGAGAGUACGAUACAAUAAACCAGUAGAAGGAAAAAUCGAACGGUUCAAUUGAUCAAUUCAGCGCAGUGUAGUCUUUAUCUAAGGGUAGUAGACGCUGCUUGGGCGAGGCGCCAACCAAGGGAAACGAAGCGAGAGUAAUAAAAUUCUAAAUUUCUAAUAAUAAAUAUUGAUUAUGAAAUAAUAGUACGUUUACGUCCAAUAGUGGUGAUAAUCAAUAGGGCUGAGAUGAUUCUUUUGAUUAUGCGCAAUUUCUAUUCAGAUAGGGAGAAGCCAUCCUGCAAGGCUCCUGCAACUGGUUGGAAGGCAAGUGUGGCUGAAAGUGAUGCUAAAGGAGAUAGGCCAGCAAACUGAAGACAGGAUGAUGGAAGAAUUUCGUGGAAAUGGUAAAGCAAAUGAUGAUGAACGCUGGAACAGAAUAGAUUUUGUUAAAGGAACCCCGUCCUGUACAUACAGAACUUGUCGCAGUAAUGAAUACCAGCGAUAACCUAUGCGUUAACAGCUAUCGAAGAAGGGCAAUUGCAAUGAUUGGCAAAUCUAAAUAUAUUUAACUAAGAACGUACAAGCUUUCUGCGUCAAAACGUGCUUUUGAUAACUGGUUGAAGGCUGCUUUGAUGGACGUCCUGUAUAUGAGCUCUGGGCUCUAUGUGCACAUAUGUCUUCCAAACGCGUCCGAUAAACGACGACACAGAUCCUGGAAGCAUCUAACAGACAUAUACACAUACGCCCGUGGGCGCGACAGGCUUUGAGAAGAAGGCGGAUUUUGACAAAUAUCGACCAAAUUUUUUGCAGGCUACUCACGUACGCUAUAACGCUAAAUGGGAAGGUGGUUAAUAAUGCUACGAUUAAUACCGAAACCCAGAUAGAACCGGCAUUGUAGAAAGCAGAAAACCAAAAACCUUUUAGCUAUUGCUCCUCAACCAACACUAUCAUUUCAGACUGUCCUUGGUGUCGUUUCAAGCGAAGGGAAUUAUCAUAAUAAUGAUAACAACCAAGCGACGCGAUUCAGUGAAUGAAAAAAAAAACUAUAUAUAAUAAAUGCACCCAAGAAGACAGAACCGUCUAGAUAAAUAGAAAUUUACUUUAAUG
Varroa destructor (honeybee mite) is the source of this 7850-nucleotide messenger RNA. It is a transcript of the gene Crk, whose product is annotated as Crk proto-oncogene, adaptor protein. Lineage: Eukaryota; Metazoa; Arthropoda; Arachnida; Mesostigmata; Varroidae. Gene Ontology annotation, molecular function: receptor tyrosine kinase binding; signaling adaptor activity. Gene Ontology annotation, cellular component: cytoplasm. Gene Ontology annotation, biological process: enzyme-linked receptor protein signaling pathway; cell migration. The record is from RefSeq and is a predicted model, not a curated record.